Messenger RNA from Aspergillus homomorphus CBS 101889, 2203 nucleotides. Its product is annotated as putative transcription initiation factor TFIID subunit 12. Bases 86 to 2008 code for a protein of 640 amino acids. Gene Ontology annotation, cellular component: transcription factor TFIID complex; SLIK (SAGA-like) complex; SAGA complex. Gene Ontology annotation, biological process: RNA polymerase II preinitiation complex assembly; DNA-templated transcription initiation. The transcript has 2 exons. NCBI's taxonomy places the organism in Eukaryota, Fungi, Ascomycota, Eurotiomycetes, Eurotiales, Aspergillaceae. The record is from RefSeq and is a predicted model, not a curated record. Gene Ontology annotation, molecular function: DNA binding; TBP-class protein binding; protein heterodimerization activity.
CGUUACAUUCACCUAGCCCAUCUUUUCCCGCGAAGACCCUUCCAUCCAGAAACCAAUUCAGUCGAAGAAGACUGAUAUAAAUAUCAUGGACAAUUCACAAGCUCAGGCGCAGGCUGCUCAGGCCCAUGCGCAGGCUCAAGUUCAAGCGCAGGCGCAGGCGCAGGGCCCGCCGGUUCAGCCUAUGAUGCCGCAGCACUCGAAUCUGAUCCGAACAGAUCAAGUCCAGAAACUGCCUCAUCUGAACGAUCAGCAGAAACUUCAACACACUCAAUUAGUCCGAAAUCUUUGGGAACUUCUCAACGGCCGCGACCCGCAAUCUACGGAAUAUCAGCAGGCUCACGCGCGGCUCGCCCAGAUCUCUCAGACCCUCAUGAAAGGCAUGCGCGCAUUUCAGCAGAGUCGCCAACUGCAGCAGCAUCAGCAGCAGAUGCAAGCAGGUUCCCCUGCACAGCCGGGUCAGCCGGUUCAGCCGGUUCAACCAGGUCAGCCGGGUCAGCCAGUUCAACGGGCUCAGUCCGUGAACCCUCAGAACUUUAGUCAACUCCUCCCGCAGAUCCAGCAGAAGGUCAACACUUUGCAAUUCUUCCUUCCUCCCAACGUUAGCAACGAACAAGCGCAGACAUGGCUACCCGAAGCCAAACUCCGGUACGGGAUCGCCCUACAGAAGCAAGAGAUUGGUCGGGUUCGCAUUGCGGAUAUCCGUCAGCAGUUCGCCCAACGGCAGGGUGCAGGCAACAUGACACAGGAAGAGGUAGGAGAGUUCAAGGGUCGCCAGUUGGCGGCAGAGAAGCUGUACCGGGAGGGGAGCGACUUCCUUACGAAGUUCAAGGAACAGCAAGAGAUGUUCAAGUCACAGCAACAGAGGGCUGGCGUUCAGCAGCAUGUGUCGGCUCAGCAACAACCCCAACCAGGGACGGCGCCGGCGCCGACGCCGACUGGCCCGACCCCAGCCCCAGCAGCAGGUGUUCCGGGACAGAUUCACCCUGGACAAGCUCCCACCCCCGCCCCGCACACCAUCAACUCGGCCGUCAACGCCGCGCGCAAUCAAGCUGGACAGACUGCUAUGUCCCCCUCCACCUCUCAGCCUGGACAGGCACCCACCGUUCCCGGUCCCGGUCCCGGUCCCGCGCCUGCCGUUGGCGCUGUUCCUCAGCAACCACCACCUAACCAGCAACAGCCUCUUCCACAACAAAUCCCACCUCCCAUUCAACAGCAGCCUGGACCGCCUGGCUCCCAGGUUUCCUUCAAUCCAGUUCCAGGCCCAGGCCCUGAUACCUCUACUCCCACCCCGACACCGCAGACAAUGAUUCCUGGGCCGCCUCGCCCGUUGUCGCAGCAGGCUGCUAUGGCUCAAGCUGCUCAGAAUUACUCCAACAACAACAUUAACACCAACACUAUGCCUCCGCAGCAGAAUAUGGUCCAAGCGGCUGCCAAUCCUCACGCCCAUCCUCAAGGUUAUAAUCCCAACCGCUCUACCGAGAAUCCGGCGCGCACAAACACGAUGGCGAUUCCCAAAAACCUAAAUGUGCCUACCCCAGAACCCGUCAACAUGGCGCCGGCACGCCCUACGCUAUCUGGUGGUCCCAGCCACGCGGCAGUGGGUGUCAUGAACCAGCCUGCCAUCCAGAAACACCCUGGCUACGUUCUCGAGGGCGAGGGUCAGAGAGUGUUAAGCAAGAAGAUGCUGGACAUUCUUGUUCGCCAGGUCACUGGUGGUGGCGAAGGUGAAGGCCUGACUCCUGAUGCUGAAGAGUUCAUCCUCCAGAUGGCAGACGACUUCGUGGAUGAUGUGGUUACUUCUGCUUGCCGCAUCGCCAAAUUGCGACCUUCAUCGACUCUGGAGAUUCGCGACCUGCAGCUAGUCUUGGAACGUCAGUACAACAUGCGCAUAUCGGGCUUCUCCACCGACGACCUUCGUACCAUCAAGAAACCUCAGCCUACUCAAGGGUGGACUCAGAAGAUGUCGGCCAUCCAAGCAGCGAAGGUCACUCAAGGCAAGGCAGAGUAAACAACAGCAACUCUAGCUAACGCUCCUCCGCAAGGCUUCAUACUUCGAAAAAUGUAUCCGAUAGUUCACCUCACCUCACAUCCUUUCCUAAUUGGCAUGCGCUGUUACUGGCAACAAGCAACGAGCGAUCAGCCAACGCGCCGGACUCAACUUUACGCAAGAUCACGCUCUUCCCUUCUCCCUAUCAUUUAUAAU